Messenger RNA from Phalaenopsis equestris, 972 nucleotides. RefSeq names its product abscisic acid receptor PYL4-like. Gene Ontology annotation, molecular function: protein phosphatase inhibitor activity; signaling receptor activity; abscisic acid binding. Lineage: Eukaryota; Viridiplantae; Streptophyta; Magnoliopsida; Asparagales; Orchidaceae. The coding region runs from base 163 to 762 and encodes 199 amino acids. Gene Ontology annotation, biological process: abscisic acid-activated signaling pathway. Gene Ontology annotation, cellular component: cytoplasm; nucleus. The transcript has a single exon. The record is from RefSeq and is a predicted model, not a curated record.
GCGGUUGAGAAGCCCCCUCCCCACUUGCAAAAGAAAAUUAAAUAUCAUCUCAAUCGGCCCCCCCCAAAGCCUUCCCCUUUCUUCCUCUCUAUAUAUCAAACCCUUUACCUUUCCACAAAAAAAAACCCUAACCCUAACCCUACUCUCCGAUUGCCCCUUCCUAUGAUCCAUCGGCUAACUCUCACCACCCGCGUCCUCCCGGAAAAACCCUUAAUGCCGGACUCCAUCGCUCGCCACCACGAGCUCGCCGUCGGCCCCAACCAGUGCUCCUCCACCGCGGUUCAAUCCAUCGCCGCUCCGGUUCACUCCGUCUGGUCCGUCGUCCGCCGGUUCGAUAAACCGCAAGCUUACAAACACUUCGUCAAGAGCUGCCAGGUGGUUGUCGGUAACGGCGACGUGGGUACUCUGCGGGAGGUCCACUUGGUUUCCGGCUUGCCGGCGGCGAACAGCACCGAGCUCCUCGAGAUUCUCGAUGAUGAGAGCCACGUGAUCAGCUUUCGCGUCGUGGGUGGGGAGCAUCGGCUGGUGAACUACCGGUCGGUGACCACGCUGCACGCUGCUCCGGCGAUCGCCGGCGUUGGGACUGUGGUGGUGGAAUCUUAUGUGGUGGACGUGCCGCCGGGCAAUACCAGUGAGGAUACCCGAGUCUUCGUUGAUACUAUUGUUAAGUGUAAUCUCCGGUCGCUCGCACGAACUACUGAGAAUCUCGUAAAGCGCGGCGCCGGCGGAGGCGGAGAUGGUGGCGGUUUGGGUUCGCCGUGAAAAGUCUCUUGUGUUUUUAUUUAUCUGGGUUUGUUUAUUUAAUGAGUUUUCGCGCAAAUAAAAGAUGCUUUUACGAGUUGAUGUUUGUAUUUAUUGUUUUUCUAUGCGGGGAUACGUGCAGAAUAUUUGUAUGAGGAGAAGUGGAUAAGAGGAUAAAAUUGUCAGAAUUGUAAAAGAUUUUUUUUUUAAUAAAUUGGGCAAUUACAUCUA